AUGGCUCGAAGAGUUUUGGUAUUUGUUUAUGGAACACUGAAACGUGGUGAACCAAAUGCAUCAAUUAUGGCAGAUCUGGUAACCGGAAUGCAAAGAUUCAUAGGAACCGGUAAAACAGUGAAUGCAUAUCCUCUGAUUAUUGCUUCUGAAUACAAUAUACCUUUUUGUUUGGACAAACCUGGAAUUGGAAAUCGUAUAAGUGGCGAAUUAUAUGAAGUUGAUGAGCAAAAACUAGAGGUACUUGAUGAAUUCGAAGGACAUCCAACUUUCUACCGAAGACAACCACAACAGGUUGAAAUGGAUCAUAAUGGUACCACCGUAACAGCAUGGAUAUAUAUGUUAUCCAAAUGGACACCAAAUUUACUUCAAAGUUCUAGUAAUUACUUGGAAACAUACAAUUCUAAUGGUCCUCACAAUCGGCCAUAUAUUCAAGGAGAAAACUGCCAAUGUUUGGACGAUUUAUGA
This is a messenger RNA of Brugia pahangi, 465 nucleotides long. Lineage: Eukaryota; Metazoa; Nematoda; Chromadorea; Rhabditida; Onchocercidae. The record is from the annotation of a GenBank genome assembly.